Molecule: messenger RNA, 3077 nt
Organism: Polistes canadensis
Lineage: Eukaryota; Metazoa; Arthropoda; Insecta; Hymenoptera; Vespidae
Product: glutaredoxin domain-containing cysteine-rich protein CG31559-like
Exons: 5
Coding region: 318-2513 (731 amino acids)
Biological process (GO): sensory perception of sound
Source: RefSeq, a predicted model, not a curated record
CUUUCUCAAGUCGCACGGGCCCCGAGAGUAGUCUCGGUCCCCACCCAAGACGGGCGACUGCAUGAGUGAGUGUCAGCAGCAUUCAGUACAGUUACUGACGGCCCCGCGCUGUGAACCGUUGCUGUUGGCCGUCAUCGUCAUCGUCGUCGUCGUCGUUUUCAUCGUCGUCGUCGUCGUCGUCGUUUUCGUUCUUCGUCUUCUUCGUCCUCACUGUCGUCUUCGUUGUCUUCAUUCUCUUCUCCGUCGCGUUCCUCAUCGUCUACUACUCGUCGGACUCGAGUCAACUGGCUUUACUAUGCGUAACUCUUGAUACACAUAUGCAGUCCGUACGUAUGGACGAGGUUAGCACGAUGACCGUUCUACCACCACUACCGGCGAAGACUCAGAGUCGAGAUGGUAACCAAGUCGCUCGGCAGACUGUGUCAAUCCGGACAGCUUCCCCUCCAUCUUCUCCAGCUUUGAGUACAGGUGCUGGAGCAACGGUAUUCGUUGGUUCUCGGGCCGUGGAUCCUACGGCAAGUAUCAAGAGACGAGUCCCGGAAAUACAAACCUCCAACGGCUACGGUAGGCAGACCAUCGUCCAGCAUCAAGAGCAACAACAUCAACAUCAACUACAGCAAGCGUCACAUAUAGUCAAGAUCAAGAUUAAUCCGGAUGGGGAUAAAAACGGGAAGGUGAUAUCAGCGGUAAGAUUGACCUUGGACGGAAACGAGAAGAAUAACGGAGUAACGUGCGAACGUUCGCCCGUAGCGGAGCGCGACGGUGCUGUGUUGGUGAGUGCGACAAAUCUUGUGAACGAGAACCUUCGCGAGAGUGGUGUUGUUGGUGAAGGUUGUGUGAGAAUUAGUGUAGGAGGUGACACCUCAAGAGAUAAGAAAAUUUGCUCGUACGAGCAGGACACCGCGAACAAUAACGAUCAAACCGACAAGAAUAAAAAUAACAGUAACAACAACAACAACAACAACAACAAUAAUCGUAAGAAGAAUAACGAAGUUAUGGUGCAACGCGCGACAUCGGAGACACCGAAUUCUUCUCCCUUGACCAAUCGAUCUAGCAGCUGCAUUUAUUACAAUUCUUUUCAAAAUCCACUUAACACCAUGGUGAUGUCCAGUGGACAGUGUUCACCUAGCGAUACCUUGGAUAGUGGAACUUGCAGCGACUUGGAUGGUACACCUCCUCCUUUACCCAAGAAGAAAAAUAUAAACAAGGAUAUCGGAGGUGGUACCAGGGUUAUACUAUCUGUAGGAAAACACGAUCUUACCGGUAGUUUACUUACUAGUAGCGGCGCUGAAUUAGAUAGCGACGAUAAUGAGAGUAACAUCAGCUGCGAUUCUUUAAACGGUGGCGAGCUUAACGGUAGUAUAGUUUCACGAAAUGUCAAUGGGACCAAAUCUUCAAACGAAAAUGAUCAAGAGAGCGUGGAGUAUCAAGAACGUAUACGUCCAAGAAGUAAUGAUCUUGGAAGAGUAGUCAAGGAUACCGAAGAACGAGUGGAAGAGAUCGAGGAACUCAAUGAUGUUCAUCGGGCUAACUCUGACGAUCUAUUCAGAGAAGAAUCAGCAUCACCUAGCGUUUCUCCAUCCCCUUCUAGAACUUCCUCUUUGUCAAAAGCUUCUUCAACACCAAGAAUUAGGAGUCCAGAGCUUUUCGUUGAUCAAAACGGUAGUGGCACUACCUCUCCGGUAGUUCGAGAAUGCACCUACGAAGAGAGAAAACAAGAACAGGAAAGAAUAGAACAAGAGAAUGCUGCUGUAGAGUUCUACGCGAACUAUAAUCGAUCGAGCGGCAACAAGUAUGUUUACGAUGACGACAGAUUCUACAAGUUCCACUUGAACGAGUUAAGAAACGAUAACAAUGACGAUACAAAUAAAGAAUCUAAGGAACCUGGAGCUCUCGGGGAAAAAGAAACGGAUGAGUGCUUUGCUGGUUACAAGAUUCUCGAAAGGGAAGCCAUACGUAGUGCCAAGGGAACCGUGCGUGGUGUUAAAAACAGAGUUCGCGCUGGAAUAGCAACCUUUCUACAAAAACCAUCUUCCAAGGCUUACAAGGCAAAGGAAGAGGGUAAAGUUGUGGUUUACACCACUUCAUCCGGCAUCGUCAGACUAACGUUCUACAAUUGCAUGAAGGUAAAGCAGAUUCUGAACACGCACAUGGUGAAAUAUGAGGAGAAAGAUCUCUUUCGCAGUGCUGAACUGCAAACAGAGUUGAGAGAUAGAAUAGGUUGCACGGCGAUUCAAGUGCCACAGCUUUUCGUCGGUGGACAGUACAUUGGAGAUGCUGACACCGUUGAACGGCUCAACGAAUCCGGAGAAUUACGUCGAAUGCUUAAACCUUAUCAGAGCGACGGCGCGUGUCCUUCGUGCCUGUUUUGCGGAAAUUAUCGACUGCUGGUCUGUCCCGUUUGCAACGGCAGCAAGAGAUCCGUUCUGCGCAACGACUUCACCGUUGAAUUCGUUGCCUUGAAGUGUAUGAACUGUGACGAGACCGGUCUGGUUCCCUGCCAACAUUGUUGAGAGAAAAGGAGAAGAAAGAGGAAGAAGUAAAAGGGAUUUAUCCCUUUUGGCACAUCGUCAACGUUCGACGCUUUAUCAAGCAACAUAUUAACAAUCAACUCUCCGACUAUCUUUCCUUUCUCUUAUCUCGUGGUGCUAAGAAAAAAAUAUAUAUUUCGAUGAUUAAUUUGACACUAAAUCUACCAUAACCGGUCAAAAUGACCAAUUUAUAUAGUUUAUAUAGAAAAUUUCAACGAAUGAUAAAAUUUCGGUAGAUUUAGAGUUAAAGGUAUUGAGCUGAGAGAAAACAAAAUUAAAAAAUGAGUAAAAGAGAAAGAGAGAGAGAGAUAUAUAUAUUACGCCGAUUAACAGUCUUUCGUGCAACACUCGCGAUUUGUAACAUAUCGGUCAACAAAUAUUAUCUAAAUUUUUGUAAUUUGCCACACACAUACAUACACAAAAACACACACCCGAUAUCGAUCCUUUCUACUUGAUCGUAUAAAUAGAGACUUGCUGGAAUUUUGAAUGUCACGUGAAAGGGGGUAUGUAUCAACAUGGCAUCGCCGAUUAUAGAUAUUUUAUUUA